Molecule: messenger RNA, 1054 nt
Organism: Anthonomus grandis grandis
Lineage: Eukaryota; Metazoa; Arthropoda; Insecta; Coleoptera; Curculionidae
Exons: 3
Coding region: 26-961 (311 amino acids)
Source: RefSeq, a predicted model, not a curated record
UUACCUGUCGGUAUUUUACCUGUGGAUGUCAGUUAGCCGAUUUUUUGUUGACAGUUUUAUGAAACAAAUCUACAAAAUGUCUACUAUUCCAUGUGAGAUUAUCGGCACGGGAGAUGGGGAGGUAAAAGAGGUUGCCAAGAACGAAUGCGUCGCCACCAAAAGCAUCGCCAACGAUAUUGUUUUGGAAAUUGUUGACAAUGCUCUGGAUCUUGUAGAUGAUAACUCCGUGUUAAAUAAACAAAAGAGAAUGGAUAAUAAUCCAUUUGAAGAAUAUAAGAAGGACAAGCGUGGUGACGAGAAAAUAUAUGCUAAAGAGAAACCUACAUCAUUAAUUGGCACGGGUGACCAAAAGAGUAAUGAAGCUUUUGAACCUCAAGAACCUACUACCUACCACCCCCCAGUAGAAAAGAAAAACCGUCUUACAGAUUUAGUCAAAAACUCAAAACAACUAUUAGCCAAAAUUAUAAUGAGUGAUAGUAAAGUGCUUUUACAAGCGGAAAAAAAAGAAGAUGAGAAAGUUAUGGAGGUCAUUGAACUUGACUGUGUUCAACUUUCCGACAUCCCCUAUAAGAAAAAAAUUAAGAUGAGCCCAGAAACUAUCCCACUGCCAAAAAACGAUUCGCACGAAAUCCUAGAGCCUCCACCAACUGACGAUUCUAUGGUUGAUAUAGGGCUGAAUUCAUCUACAGAAGAGCCAAAGAAAGAGGAAGUAAAAGAACGAAAGCGCAUGACCUUUCCAAGAGCCAGCGGUUCUAAAGCAAAAGCGGCAUUCGCCGCUAAAUGUAGAACUUUAAAAAGAGAAGCGACCAACUUGAAGAAGAAAAAGUGGGAUGUCAGUAACAAAAUUGUAAACUUCUUUAGGAAGAAGAGAAGCAUCAAGGAUGAUGGUGCAUCUGGAUCCAAGUCGACCCAAGUAAAUCAACAUAACUUUGAGAAGGUUGACGAGGUUGAGAAUAAAUAAAACUCUUUUGUAAUAUUUCGAAACAUUUGUUUACCAAAAUGUAAUAUAAUUUUGGUGGCUGUAUAUUAAAUAUUGGUAAAUUUACGUUAUUCA